Dictyostelium discoideum AX4 is the source of this 2097-nucleotide messenger RNA. RefSeq lists its product as hypothetical. Gene Ontology annotation, cellular component: membrane. Bases 1 to 2097 code for a protein of 698 amino acids. The record is from RefSeq and is a predicted model, not a curated record. The transcript has a single exon. Lineage: Eukaryota; Evosea; Eumycetozoa; Dictyosteliales; Dictyosteliaceae.
AUGACAAACAUUAUACCAAAUAAUAAUAAUAAUAAUAAUAAUAAUAAUAAUAAUAAUAAUAAUAAUAAUAAUAAUAAUAAUAAUAAUAAUAAUAAUAAUAAUAAUAAUAAUAAUAAUAAUAAUAAUCCUAUAAUACCAAAUUCAACAAAUGAAAUUACAGUAUUACCAACACAAUUGGAUGAAUUUAUUGAAGAACAAUUACAUCCACAUUCACAUCAACAAGUACAACAAGUACAACAAACCCAACAACCUCAACAAAAUAAUUUAAAUAAUGUAGUUUUACAAUCACCAACAAUUAAAACUAGUUAUGGAUUAAUUCCACCACCAAUGUCACCAAUUAAAAAUAGUACAGGAUUAUCAGCAGUAUCACAUGGAGUAUUAAAUUCAUCUACAUCAUCAACAUCAUCAUUAGUUUCAAGUCCAGUUAAUAAUUCAGUUAUAAUCAAUAAGAGUAAUAGUGGUAUUCAAAAAUCAUCAAUUAUUAAUCAAUCUACAGGACCACCUCAACCACUAUCACCACCACCACCACAAUCAUUACAACCAACAUUAUCACCAAUUUUAAAGGAUAUAAUUAGAGAAAGUGAAUUAGCAGAAGAAGAAGAAUUUAAACAAAUUGGUUCAUCGAUUUUAACAUCAUCAACAAGUAAUUUUCAUGAUGUUGACCUUUCAAAAAAUACAAAAGAUACGAAAUCAUUAUUAAAGAAAGAAGUUUUAUCACCAAUUAAUUCAAGUAGUAGUAAUAUUCCAAUGGUAGGGGGUGGUGGUGGUAGAAAUUCAUUAAAACAAUCAUCAGCAAAUGUACCAUUUUCUCUAUUGAAACAAUCAUCUAAUUCAGCUAUUUCAAAAUCAAAUGCAAGUGAUUAUCUUAGAAUCAGUUCAGUGGCAUCUUAUUUUGUAAAUCCAUUAAAAUAUUCAGUUUGUUCAGAAGGUCAUAUGGUUUUAGAUGCAUCACAAGAUAUUUAUCCACCACCAAAAACCACAAUUGAUGAAGAGUCAAUGGGUGGCGGAGGUAAUGGUAUUCCAUUGGAAGAUUUUGGUAAUGGUGGUAAAGAAGAAAAACAUUUCGAUGAUAAAAUUGGUGGAUUUAUAUUAGAUGGUGCAACAACAACAACAGCAGAUUUCGAAUCGGAUGAAGUUGGAGUUGAAGCAGGUAAUGAUAUUAAAGUAAUAAAAAGUAAACGACAACAAGUUGCAAGACAACUUUUAAAUAAUAAGGGUUUAAUACUAUUGGUAUUUGCUGCAUUCUUAUUUUCAUUUAUGGCAUAUUUGGUGAAACUUAUCUCAAAAGAAUUUGAUUCACUAGAGAUUGCAUUCAUGCGUUCUUUCUAUGGUUUAAUUGGUUGUAUCAUUAUUUUAUUCUCAUUACGUGAGAAUCCAUUGGGUCCAAAAAAUGUUCGUUGGUUUUUAGCAGCUCGUGGUUUAUCUGGUGCCAUUUCAUUAUGUGCCUAUUUUUACACUCUUACCGUGCUACCAUUGUCAGAGGCUGUAAUCAUUAGUUUUACAAGUCCUGUUAUUACUGCAGCCUUGGCAGCUGUUGUACUUAAAGAGAAAUGGGGUGGAAUCGAGGCAAUUUGUGCAUUUUUAAGUUUAUGUGGUGUUGUGGUAGUCUCCAAACCAUCAUUCUUAUUCCAUCACCAUACCGAUGGUUCCACCACUGAAAAUGGUGAAGACAGUGGCAAGCUAUUAUAUGUAUUGAUUGGUGUUGGUGGUGCUUUCUUUACAGCAGUUUCCUAUAUUGCAGUUAGAAAAGUUGGUCCAUCUGUUAACCCCUUUGUUUUGGUUAUUUAUUUCAGUGCUGUUUCCUCUGCCCUUUGUUUACCUUCUUCUUUUGCUUUUCAAACAUUUGUUUGGCCAUCACUUAAAGCUUGGGGUUAUAUCACAUUGAUUGGUGUUGUAGCUACCAUUGCUCAGGGUGCUGUAAAUGCUGGUAUUCAAUUAUCGAAAAAAACUUCAACUGCCGCUGCUAUGAAUUACCUUCAAAUAAUUUUCACUUUUAUUUGGCAAAUUACUUUAAUGCAUCAACCUCUCGAUUGGAUUACAAUUUUAGGUGCACUUUUAAUUUUAUGUUGUGCUGGAAUUACUGCUUUUAAAAAAUAA